Molecule: messenger RNA, 462 nt
Organism: Lactuca saligna
Lineage: Eukaryota; Viridiplantae; Streptophyta; Magnoliopsida; Asterales; Asteraceae
Source: the annotation of a GenBank genome assembly
AUGGAUUGGAUAGAGAAGAUAACAGGAGUUAUUGCCUCGUUGCUAAGCUCUCAGGGUCCCGAGAGGUGUUUAUCUGGUAGUCCUAUGGGCAGUAGCCAUCAUCGAUCCGCCAGUGAUAGCCUAUCCAAACCCCGGCCGCCUAUAAGUCAUUCGAUGAAAUGCCUAAGGCAAUUAAGGGUAAAUAACAUGACUGAUGAUAGUGGAAAAACAUAUUAUCCUCAGAGAGGUUUUGAGCAACAAUGGCUAUCAAUUACAAUCUCCAAGGCAAUAUUUCUUGGGAAUGGACUGGUUGCCAUUUUAGCUAGUUUAUUUGGAAAUCUUUUAGUUGGUUCGUUGGCCAUGGGAGCUAUUGCUCCAUUUGAUGCAGCUUCAAUCUUUCUUGCCAUUGGAAUGGCCAUCAUCAUAUCAUCAUGGACUGAAAAUUAUGGUGACUCAUCAGAAAGCAAAGCUCUAAUGACCUAA